AUGACGCCCAGCAAACAUUCCCGUGCCUUAGCCGGAGCCACUAACGCCGGUUUGGGGUACAGGGGCUUAAGAAGCAGAGAGGAAAAAGGGUGGUUGACCAUUCCGCAGCCAGUCGCCACCAUGCCCAUCUCUCCAGUAAACGGCCGCAGGCAGCCGAACGUCGGGGUAAACGUUGGCUUAGGGCCAAGGAAGUCUAUUAGUUUUGUUGGUGCAGGAAAAGGAGCUCUAAUGAAAGGAGGAUAUGCUGGUGCAAACCAAAGCAGAAUGACUGUGUCAAAAAACAUGAUGAUUCUACCUGAAGCUAAACAAAUAGAAAAAAUGACUAUUUCUUCUGCAAAGACAGUCACACAGGUGACUGAUAUACAUGGAGUUGAUGUUACUCCCAAACCUCUUUACCGUCCAGAUCCAUAUUCCGGUACAGGAAAGCCAAAUAAACUAUUGACUUCACAAGAUGGAUCACAUACCUCAGACUUUAUAGCUUCCUAUAGCCUUUAUCAGAACACAUUAAAUCCUAGUAUGUUAGGGCAGUUUACAAGGUCAGUUUUAGGAAGCAGCACAGUUUCUAAGUCAAGUGUAUCCACUAGUGAAUCAAUGGCCGAAGACCUAGAAGAACCAUCCUUUAAACGGGAAAGAUUGUCUAGUUUUACAGAUUUACGAGUUAUGAGGACAACACCUGGAAAAAUUAUAACAAAAGAAGACCUGGAGAAGACUAUAGAGAUAAUUCUCACAGAGACAGAAACAAUGAACUUUUUAAAUCUACCAACAGUUAUGUUUUCUGUAGAAUCUGAAGAAGCUGAGAAAGUAAGCCAGAGAAACAAGAACUAUGAGACUCUUUGUCGAAAUAGAUUGGGCAAUGAUUUAUACGUAGAAAGGAUGAUGCAGACUAUUAAUGGAGCACCAAAGAAUAAAGACGUUCAAUGUGACAAAAUCUUGAAAGAAGACAAAGGUAUAAUGUCCACGGCUUGGGAUUUGUAUGAUUCUUACAAUGCUAUGGAGCUUUCAUCUUUACCAUCAAAACGAUCUAUGAUUAACUCAAGUAGUAAAGCAAGUGUACCUUCAAAAGACUGGGAACAAACAGUGCCAGGGAGUAAUUUAGAAAAAAUUAGUGAAGGUAGUUCUCUAAUGGAUAUUGAAAAUGUAAUUCUGGCUAAAGUUCGAGAUGAAGAAGAAGACAACUCAGAUGCAGUAUUUAAAUCUGAUAAGUUUCAGCAGGACUUAUUUUUUAUGGAACGAGUUAUAAUGGAAAAUAUAUUUCAGCCAAAACUUGCAGCUUAUCGUCAGCUUCCUGUUUUAAAAGAACCAGAACCUGAAGAGCCCGGAGACUUUUUAGUAGAUGGAAAACUUGAAGUGGUCGAAGAAGAAGCUAAGAAGGAAGAGGAAGAAGAUUUAGAAAUAAGUUCAGAACAAUCAACAAUACCAGCCAAUUUGGAACGACUCUGGUCCUUUUCCUGUGACCUAACCAAAGGCCUUAAUGUGAGCAGCCUUGCCUGGAAUAAAGCAAAUCCAGACCUUUUGGCUGUUGGCUAUGGACACUUUGGAUUUAAGGAGCAAAAAAGAGGAUUGGCCUGCUGUUGGUCAAUAAAGAACCCCAUGUGGCCAGAGCGUACUUAUCAGAGUCCUUAUGGAGUUACUGCUGUGGAUUUUUCAAUCGGCUCACCUAACCUUUUAGCAGUUGGCUAUCACAAUGGCACUAUUGCAAUUUAUAAUGUACAGAACAACAGUAACCUUCCGGUUCUGGAUAGUAGUGAAUCACCUCAAAAACACUUGGGACCUGUAUGGCAACUGCAGUGGAUAGAACAAGAUCGAGGGACAACAGGUGAUGACAAAAGAGAAAUACUAGUUUCUAUAUCAGCGGAUGGAAGAAUCUCUAAAUGGGUUAUACGGAAAGGACUGGACUGUCAUGAUUUGAUGCGCUUGAGGCGAACGACUGCUAGCACCAGCAAAAAAGGAGGGGAAAAGGAAAAGAAAGGUGAAGCUUUGAUAUCUCGACAGGCUCCUGGAAUGUGUUUUGCUUUUCAUCCCAAGGACACAAAUAUCUAUUUGGCUGGUACUGAAGAAGGUCAUAUUCACAAGUGUUCCUGUUCAUACAAUGAACAAUAUCUAGAUACCUACAGAGGACAUAAGGGACCAGUGUAUAAAAUAGCAUGGAACCCAUUUUGCCAUGAUGUUUUCUUAAGCUGUUCUGCAGAUUGGGGUGUUAUUAUAUGGCAACAUGAGAAUCUCAAACCAUUUUUGAGUUUUUAUCCAACUACUUAUGUUGUUUAUGAUAUUGCCUGGUCUCCAAAAUCAUCCUACAUAUUUGCAGCUGCAAAUGAGAGCAGAGUGGAGAUUUGGGACCUUCACAUCAGCACUUUGGACCCUCUGAUUGUCAAUGUUGCUAACCCUGGAAUCAAGUUCACAACUGUUCUUUUUGCUAAGCAAACAGAUUGCCUUCUGGUGGGAGAUAGUGAUGGACAAGUUGCUGUAUAUGAAUUAAAAAAUAUGCCCACUACUUUGGAUUCUAACAGGGGAGAUGCAAUAGUGACUUUGCUUGGGCCCAAGUCAAGUCAAAGCAUAAUUCAUCAUCAGUAG
Messenger RNA from Budorcas taxicolor (takin), 2571 nucleotides. RefSeq names its product dynein axonemal intermediate chain 4 (gene DNAI4). Gene Ontology annotation, molecular function: dynein heavy chain binding; dynein light chain binding. NCBI's taxonomy places the organism in Eukaryota, Metazoa, Chordata, Mammalia, Artiodactyla, Bovidae. The record is from RefSeq and is a predicted model, not a curated record. Gene Ontology annotation, cellular component: axonemal dynein complex. Gene Ontology annotation, biological process: cilium movement.